Messenger RNA from Balearica regulorum gibbericeps (East African grey crowned-crane), 1072 nucleotides. Lineage: Eukaryota; Metazoa; Chordata; Aves; Gruiformes; Gruidae. The record is from RefSeq and is a predicted model, not a curated record.
AUGACCUUGAUAGGGAUUGGAGAGAGUUACGAGUCUUCAUUGGUGACAAAAGAAGUCAAUAUUGAAUUUGAAGCACAUUCCAUAUCAGAUAAUGACUAUGAUGGGAUAAAGAAAUUACUACAACAGUUGUUUCUAAAAGCUCCUGUUAACACUGCUGAAUUAACUGACAUAUUAAUACAACAGAAUCAUAUUGGAAGUAUUAUCAAGCAAGCAGAAGUCCAAGAAGACAGUAGUGACGAUGAUGAAGAUGAUGAUGAAGUCUUUGGUUUUAUCAGCUGCUUAAACUUAACAGAAAGGAAGGGUACACAGUGUGCUGAACAAAUCAAAGAGCUGAUUCUAAGUCGAUGUGAGCAGAGCUGUGAACAACAUGUAGUGGAACAACUGAAUAAGCUCCUAAAUGACAGUACUAAGCCUGUGGGUCUUCUACUAAGUGAAAGAUUCAUUAAUGUACCACCGCAGAUUGCUUUGCCCAUGCACCAGCAGCUUCAGAAAGAGUUGACUGAGGCACAGAGAACAAACAAACCUUGUGGAAAGUGUCACUACUACCUUCUUAUCAGCAAGACCUUUACAGAAGCCACAAAGAGCAAUUCUAAGAGGAGGGAAGGGAGAAAGCAGCAAAAGGAGGAAUUAAUGUUUGCAAAUGCAGAGGAAGAAUUCUUUUAUGAGAAAGCCCUUCUGAAGUUCAACUACUCUGUGCAAGAGGAAAGUGACACCUGUUUGGGCGGCAGAUGGUCCUUUGAUGAUGUACCAAUGAAACCUUUGCGGACUGUUAUGAUGGUUCCAGCCAAUGGAAUUAAUGUAAUUAUGGAUAAACUCAAAGACUAUCUCUCACUCUGAACUUUCCUAUAAACGCUGUUUUUUUAUAAAGCAGCUGUGUGGAACUAUGACUUCGCAAUCUUUUCAGAAGACUUCUACUGGUUUUGUACUGCUCAAAUGAUUCCUCUGUACACUUAGAAGACAAGGAGGUGGUGCAACUAAAAUAUCCAUCAAAGUAAUAUUUUUAAAUAUUGUAUCUUAUUAUACAUUGGUAUCAUCACUAAGCAGUCAAUAAAGACCCAAUGUUACAAGAAAA